Messenger RNA from Aspergillus lentulus, 612 nucleotides. The record is from RefSeq and is a predicted model, not a curated record. NCBI's taxonomy places the organism in Eukaryota, Fungi, Ascomycota, Eurotiomycetes, Eurotiales, Aspergillaceae.
AUGGCUUCUACGGUUUCUUUCAAGGUUGCUUUUUGCUUCGCUGUUUGUUACCUCGCAACUUUGAGCUCUGGAGAAGGAUUGAUAGAAGAACACAAAGUCAUUGAUGACAAUCUGAAACUGAGGGAUUCAAGCGUCGAGGAAGUGGUCGUUCCACUGGCCCUGAAAUAUCUGCCUCGCGCCGGUAAGCUCUCUGCCCUAACCAUGCCCACUGCUUCUGUACUUGUGAUCUGUCCACGUGCUGACACGCCUUCGUAUGCAGAUACUGUCACCGUCACUGUCACGGAGACUGUGUGCAAAUCUUCAAGCACGACUCUCUCAAAGCCUUCUACCACCAUUUGGGUCCCAGCAAUUCCAACCAUGGUUACCACCGCUUCGAUGCCAACGUCUCAGACUAGCGUUUCCACGUCUGAAUCUUCUACUACGUCGUCUGUAGAGCAGACGACUCCUCACCGUACCAGCUCGACCAGUAGCAGCGAUGCUUCUACUCCUGUGCCCAGCAGCAGUGAACCACCAUUCGCUCCUCCUCUUUCGGAUUCUGCCACUGGUCAAGGGAAAAUACACUUUCCUUUGCUGGUAUGGAGCUUGGUGAUGACAGGUUUCAUGAACGUGUAG